Molecule: messenger RNA, 1461 nt
Organism: Ilex paraguariensis (yerba mate)
Lineage: Eukaryota; Viridiplantae; Streptophyta; Magnoliopsida; Aquifoliales; Aquifoliaceae
Source: the annotation of a GenBank genome assembly
CUCUUACUUAGGCAAUGGGUAUGUUGCUAUCAGACCAAGUCCUUUUGACCUGCAAUGUAACUCUGUGUGUAUUAUUGAUGUUCUUUUACAGUGGGGGAACUGCAAAAUAAAUUUUCGGUCGACAUUUGAGCAUAGUGAUCUGUCAACUGUAAAACAUACUAUGAAAAUACACGCAUGAAUUGUAAAAGAAAGAAUACAUACUAUGAAAAAUACAACCAUAAAGUGUCUGUAAUUAUUGGUCAUUCCAACAAAAGAAAGAAACCCCCACAAUCCCUAUUGUCGUGAUUUAUUUCUCCUAACUUGCCUUUCUCUCUCUCUCUCUCUUGCACCAAUAAUGCCAUCCUCUGAGUAAAAAUAAAUCCUGUACGUGCAACUGGUUUACAACACUUUUAUGAUGGAUGCCACCUAACGUUGUAUUGCUUGAUGCUGCAGUUCAUGAGAGACUUCUUCGAACCAGUGAUGACUUUGUCUGGCCUGUUGAUUCCAACUUUCAAGGUCGCUUCAUCAUUGAUGUCGAGUUUCUGGACCUGAAGAUCUACUCAUUAAAUGGUGGAGAAGGCAAUUCCAUAUGGCCCAGUGAUUGUAUGAUGCAAUCUCUUGCUACUCAAAGCACUCUCCGAUGCCUCUCGCGUAUGCUUGAUGAGUCUAUUCAUGCUGAUGUCACCAUUAAUGCAGCUGAUGGAACACUAAGGUCCCAUAAGGCGAUUCUUUCGGCAAGUUCUCCGGUGUUCCACAGCAUGUUCCUGCACGACCUUAAGGAGAAAGAGUCCUCUACAAUCAACAUAGAAGACAUGUCAUUAGAGUCUUGCACAGCCCUUCUCAGCUACUUAUAUGGUACCAUAAAACAAGAGGAUUUCUGGAAGCAUCGAUUGACAUUGCUGGGUGCUGCAAACAAAUAUGACAUAGCGGAUUUGACAGAUGCUUGUGAAGAUAGCCUCUUGGAAGAUAUCAACUCAGGAAAUGUCCUUGAGAGGCUGCAAGAGGCCUGGCUUUACCAGCUGAAAAGGUUGAAGAAAGGAUGUUUGAUGUACUUAUUUGAUUUUGGCAAGAUUUAUGAUGUUAGAGAUGAAAUAAAUAACUUCUUCAGGCAGGCAGACAGAGAACUAAUGCUGGAAAUGUUCCAAGAAUUGCUUACAGGUUGGAAACCGGCAUAAAUCAUCAUGGAGAAAGUUUCCAUUCAUCAGGUAUUGUUAAAUGUUAAUGUAUAUAUGUGCAUAUAAAUAUGGAUAAAAGAUACUAGGGUGCUAAAAGUAGUGGAAACGUGUAGUUUUUGAGAUAAGACAUUAACAUCAGCUGCAAGCCUGUGAGUGUACUAUUGUGAAUGUAAUGCAACUUUAUUAUGGGCUUAGCAAUCUUGCUGGUUUGAGGUGGAUGAGAAAAUGUUCUCUAUUCUGUGAUUAGAUACUGUGUUCAAAUAUACAUGUCAUGUUGUAGAGCCUAUCUAUACAUAGUCGAUCCCAG